Spea bombifrons (plains spadefoot toad) is the source of this 5143-nucleotide messenger RNA. It is a transcript of the gene PCNX2, whose product is annotated as pecanex 2. Lineage: Eukaryota; Metazoa; Chordata; Amphibia; Anura; Pelobatidae. The record is from RefSeq and is a predicted model, not a curated record. Bases 1 to 4752 code for a protein of 1583 amino acids. Gene Ontology annotation, cellular component: membrane. The transcript has 31 exons.
AUGACUUUUCAGGUACUUCGGCUGCUCAGACAGGGCAUGUGGGCGGCAUUAACCGGAGGAUGGUUUCACGAUCCCGAGGAGAGUCAGUUUAAUAAUAUCUGCCAUUUGUAUUUAUGGUUAUUCCUGCUAUCGAUGCCUCUCAUGAUGCACCUGUGUUUGCCACCAACUAUGUUCACUUCAAGCCUCAGCUGUAGUCUCACGGCAGUGCUAUUUGCAGGAAUAAAACUAACAAAUUACUGGCUGCAUCAAAUGUUUGAUAAAGGAAUGGAGAUUCAUCAGAAGGAAAACCAGAAUAUAGCAAAGUUAAAGGAUAACAAGGAAAUCAACAGUGUCAAUAUCACAAUUAAUCCCGGUACUUUAAGCAUUAACAGUGAAGAAGCUGAUAAGAAAUCAAACAAGCUUGAUUUAACUGUGUCCAACCACAGCGGUGCAAAAUGGAAAGAUAGUAAUGGAAGCAGCUCCUCAGACUCAUUGGUGGUGAAGACACUGAACAGCUGUGAAGACAAAAAAGAGAAUGCCACAGAGGCAGGAGUUAUGGAAAAUGUGAAAAUUUGUGAAACACUUUCUGAAAAAUUCAUACCAUUGGAACAAAAUGAAGAAACUGAUGCUAGUAACAAUGGAAUUCCCUAUUAUGGAAAGUUGCUUUCGCAUAGCAUCGACCUUAACUCUGAAUCAAUGACAUGUUCAGAAAGCGAAGGGCCAUUUGUUGAUGAUCCCGAUGGGCUUUCCCUACAACAGCCAGCUUCGCUAAAUGCUGCAAAACAGAGCCUCUCUGAAACACCGAAACUUUUAAGAAACCCAAAAAGAAAUGUAUCGUAUACUGAGUCGUCACACUUUCCAUCAAAAGUAUUUUAUAAAUUCUGCAUUUUUCCAGAAAAAUGGAUGAAAAGUUGGUAUGAUCGACUGACUUUGUUAGCAUUGCUGGACAGAACUGAAGAUUUUCAAGACAACAUCAUAUGUAUAUUUUUAGCAGUCUUUGUUUCAUUUCUCGGAUUUAUGGUACUGAUGCGAGGCAUUUUUAAAGACUUUUGGAUAUUCCAGUUUUGUGUGGUUAUAGCUAGUUGCCAGUUUUCCCUUCUUAAGAGCGUACAGCCGGAUCCUGCUUCUCCAGUUCAUGGAUAUAACCAAAUAAUCACAUACAGUAGGCCAAUAUACUUUUGUAUGUUGUGCAGUCUUAUUUUGCUUCUGGAUGCUGGAUGUAAAAGUUCCAAAUUAGAGCAGAUCACAUUGUAUGGUAUAAAGUUAUUUACUCAUGAAUCAUUUCAAGUGAGUAGAGAUCAAGUUAUUGGGCUUGUAAGCGGUUUUCCAAUUUUAUCUCUGCUGGGGCUUUUUCCUCAAAUUAACACAUUCUUUAUAUACUUAAUGGAACAAAUCGAUACCCUGGUCUUUGGUGGUUCUGCCGCUGUUGGGUUUGCACCAGCGCUGCAUAGUUUAUUUCGAAGUAUUGUUGCAGUAGCCAUGCUUUAUGGAUUCUGUAUCUAUUCAUUAAUGGAACCCUGGGAUAAUCAACACAUUCCUGCCCUUUUUUCAGCUUUCUGUGGUCUUUUAGCUGCACUUUCUUAUCACCUGAGUCGACAAGGAAGUGAUCCCUCUGUUAUAAUAUCACUUAUAAAAACUAAGUUUCCACAACUUUUUAAUAGACCUCAGAAAAGUUUGAAAGAGGAAGAUGAUCUAUACCAAGCAAAUAUUGAGAGUUCAGUAAAAGAAAUUCUGAAGUCAGAUGUGUUUGUCUGUACUGUGGUUGCUAUUUUAUCAUUUGCAGUCAGUACUAGCACUGUAUUUUUGUCACUCAGGCCAUUUCUCAGUUUUGUGUUAUCUUGCCUCGCACUGACUGUAGGAUUUGUAGCACAUUACGUUCUUCCUCAGCUGAGAAAGCAUCACCCCUGGCUGCUGGUGUCACAUCCAGUUCUUCAGAGCAAAGAAAACAGACACAGAGACAUUUUUGAUGCUGCACAUGUAACAUGGUAUGAAAAAAAGAAUAUAUGGCUUCUUUAUGUGGAAAAAUACAUCUUGUAUCCAUCAAUUAUUUUUAAUGCUGUGACAACUGAUGCCUUUUCAGUCAGCAAAAAGCCACGACUUGGAGUGCAAUGUGAUGCCCUUUUCAUAUCAAUAGCUGGUAUAAAGCUGAUGAGAUUGUCCUUUUGUAACCCAUGCCAUCAGUUUAUAACUUUAGGAUUCACAAUCCUUUUUUUCCAAUUUGAUUACCGCGGUAUUUCGGAGAGUUUUCUAAUGGAUCUUUUUAUCAUGUCCAUACUGUUUGCCAAGCUUCUGGAGCUAUAUCACAAACUUCAGUAUAUAUUGCCAUAUAUUGCACCAUGGCAAAUAGCAUGGGGAUCCUCAUUCCAUGUGUUUGCUCAGAUAUUUUCUAUACCUCACACAUCAAUACUUUUCUUCCAAACUGUAGCUACAUCCAUCUUUUCUACUCCACUGAGUCCAUUCCUUGGAAGUUCAAUUUUUAUUGCAUCGUAUACUAGACCAGUCAAAUUUUGGGAGAAGAACUAUAAUACAGAGAUAGUUGACCAUUCAAAUACAAGACUGAUAAACCAAAUGGAAGAAGAUCUAGGAAAUGAAGGUGCCAAUAAUCUGAAUGCCAUUUUUUAUGAGCAUCUUACAAGGUCUCUUCAGAAUUCUUUGUGUGGAGACUUAAUUUUAGGUCGUUGGGGGAACUACACUUCUGGUGAUUGUUUCAUUUUAGCAUCAGAAGAUUUGAAUGCAUUUGUGCACCUCAUCGAAACCGGAAAUGGCUUUGUUACUUUCCAGGUCAGGGGACUUGAGUUUAGAGGAACAUAUUGUCAACAAAGAGAAGUGGAAGCUAUUAUGGAAGGUGAUCAAAAUAGUGAAGAAUGUUGCUGCUGUCAUCCAGGUCAUUUUCCACAUGUGUUAUCCUGCAAUGCAGCUUUUAACUUGAGAUGGAGGACAUGGGAAGUCAUAAGAACACAAUACAUUCUAGAAGGAUACAGUGUCAUUGAUAACAAUGCAGCAACCAUGUUGCAGGUGUUUGACCUGCAGAAAAUUCUCAUCAAAUAUUUCAUGAAGAGUAUAAUAUACUUUACAGCACGUUCAUCCAAGCUGGCAGAGUGGAUAAAAAAUGAGACAAUACUGAAAGCUUUGUACCCUUACACUAAGUGGAAUUACAUUGUAACUGACCUUGCAAUCUUCAAUAUUAACGUUGAUGAAGACUACAUUCCUUGCCUGCAAGGCAUUACAAGAGCUAGCUUCUGCAGCGUCUAUCUGGACUGGAUUCAGUACUGCGCUAAACAAAGACAAAAGCCAGUAGACUGUGACGAAGAUUCCCCUUUGGUUACCCUUUCCUUUGGAUUGUGUAUUGUGGGUAGGAGAGUUUUAAGAACAGCAGCAAACCGUGUCUCCUUCAGUUUGGAUUCUUUUCUAUGUGGACUUCAUACUCUAUUUAAAGGAGAUUGUAGAGUUUCAGUACAAGAUGAAUGGGUUUUUGCAGAUAUGGACUUGCUGCACGCAGUCAUUUCUCCAGCAGUUAAAAUGUCCUUGAAACUCCACCAGGACCAAUUUGCAUGUCCAGAGGAGUAUGAAGAUACCAGCACACUUUAUGAAGCAAUUCAGACAUUUGAACAUAAAGUUGUAAUUUGCCAUGAGGGAGAUCCUGUUUGGCGUAAAGCUAUACUAUCUAACAAGGAAGAAUUGCUUACUUUGAGACAUGUCAUCAAUGAAGGAAAUGAUGAAUACAAAGUUAUUAUGCUCCACAAAAACCAUCUUUGUUUCAGAGUUAUUAAGGUCAACAAGGAAUGUGUUAGAGGACUGUGGGCAGGACAACAGCAGGAGCUGAUUUUCCUUCGAAAUCGUGAUCCUGAGAGGGGCAGCAUUCAAAACAACAAGCAUGUCCUGAGAAACUUGAUUAACUCUUCAUGUGACCAACCACUGGGCUAUCCAAUUUAUGUUUCACCAUUGACCACAUCUUAUGCAGGAACCCAUAGACAGUUAGGAAACAUGUGGGGUGGACCAGUUGUCUUGAAAACAAUUUCAAGCUGGCUCCGUUUACAGUGGUUGAGGAUAACAAAAGAAUGUGACUUAAGUCAUAAUACAGAAGGCAACAUUGAAGAUGUUGAUUGUGGGGAUGUUUCUUCGUUAGGUUACGGUCAGUCUCCUAGGAGCCAAGAUCAAUGUGCAGGAAAACCAAGCCACUUAAGUAAUGAAAAGUAUUCUAUGGAGACUAGAAGCCUUCAAACAGGCAAAAGAAAAUUCAGGAGUCGUUCAGUACAAGCACAUAAAUCAUUAAUCCCAGCAACCCCAGUUUCAAGCCGUUCAGGCUCAAAUUUAGAAAAGAUUCACCUUAAUCCUGAAAUAUUUGCAUCAGACUACAAGAAUGCAAACAGACUCUCUGUGAGCCAGCACUCCUUAAAUAAUUCUACUCUGUCACCAUUCCAACCUACUUCUGCACUUUCUAUAGCUGCACACAGGAAUCACAAGACCGCCAGAAUCCAGCAGUCUAGUCAGGCCUCCUCCACAAGCUCAACAUUAAGCUUCCUAUUUGGGAAGAGGAGCAUUUCUAGUGCACUAGUUAUAUCGGGACUGUCGGUUGCAGAUGGAGAAAAUACGAUAGACACACUGUCGUCCAGUAGUGUAAACAUCGUAAUGUGCCCUGACUCCAGAGGGGCAAAUCAUUCAACACAGAGUGCCUUUGACACUAGCGAUAACAGUGACGCCACCAAUAUUGGGCAAAUUGCAGAUGAAGAACACCCAGAUGAAACAGAUGUGACUCCUGAAUUGGAUUUAUAAUUUUAUUGAAAAAAUGUGCUGACCUAACAGCUGGGCAAAUGACUGGAUAAACAAGUUGUCAUUAUGAAUAUAUUUUGCUAUAUCUGACCUAUGUUGGAUUUAGGCAUGUAACAAAUGAAAUAUUCAGUUAGAUGUUAUCAAAACUGAAUAAUGCAUGAACACCUAUAAUUUAAGGCAUUAAUGUAAACAAUUAUUUCCUAUUUAAGGAUUGAAAUAUACUAUUUUUGCUUGCCACAUUUAAGUGUUUCAGAUCAUCCAACUAAUUUUAAUAAAAUACAAAGACAACAUGAGUAAACACAAAAUACAGCUUUUAAAUGAUCAUUUCAUUUAUUGAAGGUAAAGAGUUAAUCAAAACCUGUAUAGUCCAUGUGAAAAAGUAAUUUCCUCUCCA